CGCUCACGUUCGCACACGACCGCAGUCUGCCGCCAAACGCCAUCCCGUCGGGAUCGUUGCCGCCGUUUGUCGCGUUAUCGUUCGCCGUCAUCGCCGCCGUCGCUGCCGCUCUCCCCGUGAGGACCAUGUGUCGUCCAUCCGCGUCCGUCCGGUCGCCGUCGCAGCCGUCGUCGUCGUCGCCGUUGCCGCCGGAAUGAUGACAUUAAAUAGAUAAAUAAUUAAAUUGAUGCGAUGAUCGCAGUCUCCUCCUUUACCGUUUCGCGCCAUUUCUCCACCAUGCGCUGCRAAAUUGAUUUUGAAAACUGAAAAUCACCAAAAAAAUAAAAAAUCCUCCGUGUUUACUGUGUUUUACCGUAUUUCUCCUGUAUCGUAAACGGUCUUUGAAUUUUGUUUUUUGCACUCCACGUGUGUGACGUUCACCGCCCGCUGUCCACAACGUCAUGGAGGCGGACCUCCGGGUUCUGUUGGUCGUUUGGAUACUGUCCACCAUGGGAGCAUCACCUGAACUGGCGUCUGAAGUUACUGUGCCACUUGUUCCUGUAGAUGCUGUGGAAGGUAGAACUGUUAAAUUUCCUUGUGACGUGUCCUCGCCAAAUCCAGCAGACAAAGUAUACAUGGUAUUCUGGUUCAAAGAUGACUCUGGCGUACCAUUAUACAGCUUUGACGUAAGAGGCAUGCCGUUGGAUCAAGCACACCAUUAUUCAGCACCGGAUGUGUUCGGCAACCGUGCCUCCUUCCGGAYAGUUACAGAUCCGGCAUGUCUAUUGGUUGAUGAAGUACAUCGGAACGAUGAGGGAGUGUACAGAUGUCGUGUGGAUUUCCGAAAUUCCGCCACCAAAAGUUUCCGGUACAACUUGUCCGUUAUCGUGCCGCCAGAACAUCCGGUGGUGUUUGACAGGUUGGGAAGGCAGUUGAACAUGACAGUCGGUCCACUCGACGAGGGUGAUGGCAUUGCACUCAUUUGUCGAGUUAUCGGCGGAAAUCCUCCACCGGUAGUCGUGUGGCUAAAAAACGACCAAGUAGUGGACGACGAGUGUGAACACAACUCGAUAAACGCAAUCGAAAACAGAUUGCACUGGCCGUCUGUCAGCCGCCACGACUUCGGGUCGGUGUUCACGUGCCAGGCAUCAAACACGAAGCUAAUGGAUCCUCGACAAGCAUCCGUCGUGUUGGACCUUCGACUUCCACCGCUUACGGUAACAUUCUCUACCAUGGACGAAGUUUUGGUAGCUGACCGAAGAUACGACAUCCAGUGUCAUUCUGCUGGAUCCAGACCACCAGCGUCAAUUACGUGGUAUAGAAACGAUAAGAGACUCCCGAAAAUUAAGCAAGAUGAUGUUAAAGAAAAUGUUACAUCCAGUGAGAUGACAUUCGUGCCCACGACAGACGACAAUGGAAAAUCGAUAACCUGUAGAGCGGAAAAUCCUCAAGUACCUAAAAUGGCGCUUGAAGACAAUUUCAUACUGAAAGUCGUCUUCGCUCCGAUCGUUUCACUCCGGCUUGGAAACUCGAUCGACCCGAAUGGCAUCAAAGAGGGAGACGAUGUGUACUUCGAUUGUCACGUGAAAGCCAACCCGCCGUCGACGAAGCUCACUUGGUAUCACAACGGUCUUACGUUGAACCUGAACUCUUCAGCAAGAACCAUGAAAAGCGAUAACAACUUGGUUUUGCAAAGAGUGAGCAGAAAUGUUGCUGGCAGAUACGCUUGUCGAGCGACCAAUUCAGAAGGAGAAUCUUUCAGCAACGAACUCAGUCUAAGGAUUAAAUAUGCACCGGGCUGCAAGACCGACCGGGUGAUGGUGAUUGGUGCGUCCCGGGGCGAAAGCAUGGACGUUCCAUGCGAGGUGGACGCUGACCCACCAGCCAAGGGUUUCCGAUGGAAGUUYAACAACUCGGGUGAGACGAUCGACAUCGGACCAGAACGUUACAUAUCCAACGGCACGGCCAGUGUACUCAGGUACACACCUGUCGCCGACCUAGACUACGGUACACUAUCGUGUUGGGCAACAAAUGGGGUCGGUCAACAGUCCGUGCCCUGCCUAUUUCAAAUGGUGGCCGCCGGUAAACCACAAUCGGUACACAACUGCACUGUCCGGAACAAUACCGACGGUGCGGUGGACGUGCAGUGCGAACCGGGCUACGAUGGUGGCCUGCAGCAGCUAUUCGUGCUSGAAGUGUACGYCGAGAACCUGGACAGCCAGGCAGAUGGUGAGGUGCUGUACCGGAACUUAACGGACCGGACGUCACCACGCUUUUCGCUGGGCAAGGUCGCGCUGGGCGUGCUGUACACUGCACGCAUGUACGCAGCGAACUCCAAGGGCAAGUCCACUGCCGUCACUCUGCCCAGAUUUUCAUUUCCCAGCUCCGAAAACCAAAUGGGAUUUGGCGUCGAAGUGUUAAAAGUGUCACCGAUGCUGAUAACGAUAGUAAGCGUUUGCCUGUUGCUCUUCGUGUUGGCAACCAUCAUCGUUGUCAAACUGAAGACGGCAAAUAGUAGAAAACGCAACUCGCGGCAACCAACCGGAGGCGAUAAACAAGUUAUUGUGCACCAGAGGAGUAACGGACAAGUAGCAUCGUCCAUCCUAGAAACAGACACUGAUCCUGACCUGAUUCAAGUGAAAUACGAUCCAUCGGAUGCGCCCAAACUGCGGAACGGCGGCAUACAGUUUUCGGACGACGCGUCUGUGGCCGGAUGGAUAGCCACCAACGCGGCUGUAGCUGCGCAGAUGUCACAGCCACCAUUGUCUAGGUCUUCGUCGUCGUCAACGGGUACGCUGCGCAGGGGAACCGGGUCGGCCAUCAACGACCGCCAACCGGCGCCGGGCGACGCCGCUCGCCGCUGGAACGACGUGACGCCGAAACCGUUUAGCUACACGCACCACCAUCACCACCACCAACAGCAGUCAUCACCGUCGCCGCCACCGCCACCAUCACUUCCGACGCAUCACGUCCGCCUCCGACCGGACCCGAUCGAACUCAAUGGAGCGGAAAUCAAGGAGAAGUUGAUGAUGUCCAGCGGACACAUACCCGAGAGUUGCGUGUAAAUCUGCAAACGCAUUGUCUCGCGUAUUGUAUAUAGUAUUGUAUAAUUGUCGUAUAAUAUAUAAAUAUAUAUCUGUAAGUACGUAUAAUAUGUAUAAUCAAGACAAACAGUAACGUUAUAUAAUUUAUUAUAAUAAUAUUAUUGUUGUAAAUCCGAUUUGAGUAAGAAAGAGGAGGGGGACAGAUUUUUAGACCGGCGUGAGUCCAUGCAAACUUUACGACUACCCGGACAUUUGCCCUUUACGUGUAUAAUAACUAUAACAUAUAACUCUUAAAAUUUUCCCAGUCGUGUAUUAGGCCAAUUUAUCGUACCUUUUUAAUAAUAACGAUACCGAUUAUAAUAAUUAAUAAUAGCUGUUUAGAUCUAGUGUAAAUUAAUAUUAUAUAUAGGCUUCGGAGCACCGUAGUCGAGUUUGUGUAUUAUCAUAAAAUAUAUAAUAAUAUUAAAAUAUUAUAUUGUGUUAAGAUUAAACAUGGGUCGAGGACGAUCACUGACCCGCGCCUAUAAUUUGUAAUAGAAAACAUAUUGUAUAAGAAUUAUUAUAAUAUGUAGCUUCGUCCCCCGCAUUUAAUUCGAGCGUCCCGCGCUCAUUUUAAUAAUAAUAUUUUAUAAUUCUGUUCCUUGUCGAUAUUUUUGCUAAUUAUAAUGAUGAUAUAAUAUAGCCAAACAUAUAAUUAGGUCGAAUUCUACAUAAUAUAAUGAUUCAUACUGUUCUUAAAAAAUAAUUUUAAAUAAUUAAAAAAAAAAAAACUUUUAU
Molecule: messenger RNA, 3800 nt
Organism: Diuraphis noxia (Russian wheat aphid)
Lineage: Eukaryota; Metazoa; Arthropoda; Insecta; Hemiptera; Aphididae
Product: protein turtle homolog B-like
Molecular function (GO): protein binding
Source: RefSeq, a predicted model, not a curated record